AUGACGCGAGUCACGAAUUUCGGGCGGAAGCGAACCUAUGUACAGGCAGGCUUCGACAACGAGCUUGAGACGCAAGAACCUAGCAGUACCUCUGCUGGUGGCCAGCAGGCGGACGCAUCGGGAAAAACUAGUCAGGAUCCAGAGACGAAGAAACAGAAACGUAUACGAUCAAAGAAAACGAAGCUUUCGGACACAGAAGCGAAAGCGGCGCACAAGGUAGUAAACGAAGGAGACAACACAGAGGGCGGAGAGUGUGUGGAACAGGUUGAGGGUGGUCCAGAGCGAUCCACCAAGAAGGACAGAUAUGACGACAAGGAGAAGAAGAGAAAUCAAGUCGAUAAACGCCGUUCAAUAGAGCAACGUAGACUGAAGCGUAUCGAUCAUAGGCACUCCGAGACAAUCUGUUUCGCAUGCAGAGAGAAAGGGCACACGGCGAGAGAUUGCACCAAUUCAAUAGCUGCGGACGCCCUGGGAGGCGAGCCAGGCAAAUCCAAGUCGGGACGAGAUACCGUUGGAAUCUGCUACAGAUGCGGGUCACGUCGGCACACUUUGUCGAGAUGCAAAGAGCCCGUGAACCCGGAAAGCCCCCUGCCCUUCGCGUCCUGCUUCGUAUGCUCCGGCAAAGGCCAUCUUGCGUCAAAAUGCCCGAAAAACCAAUCAAAAGGCAUAUAUCCCAAUGGUGGCUGUUGCAAGGUAUGCAAGGAGACGACUCACCUUGCGAAGGACUGCCCCAUGAGGAAACCAGACGUGGCUGCAACUACUGUAUUCGUGGGCACAGGCCAGGAAGGUGGCGCGGACGAAGACGACUUCCACACGUUCAAGAGGAGGACGCUUGAGGUAGACAAGGCAGAGAAGAUCGAAGAGAGAGUGAAGCGCAAAGCGGAGGUUAAGGUGGCGGCUCACUCUGGAGUUGUCAGGGCGUUCGGCAGUUCCGCGCCCGCUGCGACAAAGAAGAGAGUGGUCUUCUUUUGA
This is a messenger RNA of Dichomitus squalens LYAD-421 SS1, 972 nucleotides long. RefSeq lists its product as uncharacterized. Gene Ontology annotation, molecular function: nucleic acid binding; zinc ion binding. The transcript is spliced from 4 exons. Lineage: Eukaryota; Fungi; Basidiomycota; Agaricomycetes; Polyporales; Polyporaceae. The record is from RefSeq and is a predicted model, not a curated record. The coding region runs from base 1 to 972 and encodes 323 amino acids.